This is a messenger RNA of Prunus mume (Japanese apricot), 1253 nucleotides long. Lineage: Eukaryota; Viridiplantae; Streptophyta; Magnoliopsida; Rosales; Rosaceae. The record is from RefSeq and is a predicted model, not a curated record.
CAUGUGGUGGAAGAACAAAAAGAACAAAAAAUCCAGGCAGCCGAUUGAGCCGGAGACGCCCAUCGAAGCCAGAUCCUCCUCCUCUGUCCCAACAGAAGACCGUCCUCACUCCGUCAAUUCCCUCACCAACUUCUCCUCCAACUCCUCCACCUCCUCCGCCGCCUCCCUCAAAUCUCACAUCAAAUCCUCCCUCCCCGAAAACCCCAUCAUCUACGACAUGUCGGAUAUCCGCCACGCUUUAUUCAGCCUCCGCCGUGGCUCCUCCUCCUCCUCCUUCCGCCGCUCCCUUUGCGGCAAAGACGUCGUCAUUUUCCAGCGCAAGUACGGCCUCCCCCUCCCCAUCUCCGACUCUGACCUCCACCAGCGCCUCACCCAGAUCUCCAAAUCCCACCACACCAGCCUCAUCAAGCUCCUCGGUGCCUCCCUCUCCGGCUACUACGUCUACCUCGUCUACGAAUACGUCCCCGGCGCCAACCUUGCCGACUGCCUCCGCAACCCUAACAACCCCUACUUCACCGUUUUGUCCACGUGGCUCUCCCGCAUGCAGGUCGCGGCCGACCUCGCCGAUGGCCUCAAUUACAUGCACCACUCGUCCGGCGACAACUCCACCUUCGUCCACAACCACAUUAAAUCCUCCAGCAUCAUCAUCUCCGAGCGGAAAAACCUCCCGCUCAGAGCCAAGAUCUGCCAUUUCGGCACCGCCUGGCUCUGCUGUGAGACACAGCUGACGCACAAGUGCGAUGUCUAUGCCUUCGGGGUUGUGCUUCUGGAGUUGAUUUCAGGGGAGGAGCCAUUGAUGGACGGCAAUGGAGGAGGAGGUGGAGGAGGGUGUAGGAGGGUGAGUGUGAUCGAGACGGCGAGGGAGGCUGUGAGUAGCGGCGGCGGGGUGAGGAGGUGGGUGGAUCGGAGGUUGAAGGACUCAUUUCCGAUGGAGGUGGCAGAGAAGAUGGUGAAGGUGGCGUUGGAGUGUGUGGAGGAGGAUCCGGACAGCCGACCCGACAUGGGUCGGGUUGCGGGUUUGGUUUCGAAGCUGUUUUUGAAGUCGGAGAGUUGGGAUAAGAAGAUGGGCCCGCCUAUUGACAUGACAAUUUCAUUGGCCCCUCGGUGAUAUUACUAUAUUGGUUCAAUUUCGGUUGAACAAAUUGUGAAUAGGGAAGUUGUGUGUGGGAUUGGGGAUGUGUAUAUAUUUGUAUUAUACUUGAUUUGAUGCUGUGAACAAUUUGACAUACGAGAAACUUACUGAGAACAGAACA